AUUGAAUACUAGAGUACUAAAGUGGUCCUACUAUACUAAACACCAAACUAGUACACACGGACCCAACCGGGCCUAUUUGUCUUCUUCUAUUCCAUAGGUUCCACAUAGACCUCUUCAUCUGCAUAAUAAUCACAAACCAUAACAUAACCCUCACAUUCCUAAGUCAACUUUUCAACUCACAUCCAGUUGCCCAUGGAGCACUUGUUAGGUUUACUCAGGGUUCAUAUCCACAGAGGCGUAAACCUCGCCGUUCGUGACGUCACUACUAGCGAUCCUUACGUCGUCAUCCGUAUGGGCAAACAGAAAUUGAAAACCCGAGUGGUUAAGAAAAACGUGAAUCCUGUGUGGGAUGAAGAUCUCACUCUCUCCAUCGCUGAGCCUCAACCCGUCACGCUUGAGGUGUAUGACAAGGAUACAUUAAGUUUGGAUGACAAGAUGGGGAGUGCUGAAUUCGACAUCAAACCAUUCGUCGAAGCUGUUAAGAUGCAUUUAGGGAAUCUACCAAAUGGCACGAUCAUAACCAGCGUGAAACCGACAAGGACCAACUGUUUGGCAGAAGAAAGCCACAUAACAUGGACCGACGGGAAAGUGGUCCAAGACAUGGUUCUUAGGUUGCAAAAUGUCGAGUGUGGAGAGGUUGAGAUUCGACUUUCGUGGAUCGACAUUCCAGGCUCCAGAGGCCUCUAGAUGUUCUAAGCCUUUUCGCAUGUUUGUUUUGUAAAUCUUAUCAAACCCUGCUAGUUUUUAUGUUGUUGUUUGAAGUGUUGGGUGUUAUUUAUGUAAAAGAACAUGUUAGGAUUAUGUUUAAGGAUUAUAUGUAAGUUUUUGAGCCGUUGAUUAGACGGACAUAUAGUUGAUUAAACGAUUGGUGUCCGAGACAGAGUUAA
Messenger RNA from Helianthus annuus (common sunflower), 887 nucleotides. Its product is annotated as protein C2-DOMAIN ABA-RELATED 4. The record is from RefSeq and is a predicted model, not a curated record. Bases 193 to 687 code for a protein of 164 amino acids. The transcript has 3 exons. Lineage: Eukaryota; Viridiplantae; Streptophyta; Magnoliopsida; Asterales; Asteraceae.